Molecule: messenger RNA, 1378 nt
Organism: Acaromyces ingoldii
Lineage: Eukaryota; Fungi; Basidiomycota; Exobasidiomycetes; Exobasidiales; Cryptobasidiaceae
Exons: 2
Coding region: 89-1378 (429 amino acids)
Source: RefSeq, a predicted model, not a curated record
GUCUGAACUGAGAUACAGCAGGUCUUUCUUAGUCUAUAUAAGGCAGGCUGCUCGGGAUGCACAUUCUCCUCUUUAACCCAUCACCCGCAUGAAAGCCUACUUUCGAUUUCUUUUGGUCCUGGCCAUUCUUAUCGCUGCCUUUGUGGCCAAAUCACUCUCGCAGCCAAUCCCUGGAGGUGGAAAACAUCCUAAUGGAAACGACCGUCUUGGAGGAUAUACGUACCUGGGAGACGGCAGCGGCCGCAGCGAUGACUCGGACGAGCAUGUUGGCCGCUCUUGGGUUGGAGAGCUCAAGUCUGCUUACAACACUGUCACAGAACGUUUCCGUCCAGGCGUCAGCGGUGGUAGCAGCCGCCCCUCGGACGAGUACAAUAGUCACACUCACCGGGGAAAACUCGACUCGCAGCCAAUCCCUGGAGGUGGAAGACGUCCUACUGGAAACGACGGUCUUGGAUGGUACUUGUAUCCGGGAGACGACAGCGGCAGCAGUGAUGACUCGGACGAGGAUGUUGGCAGCUCUUGGGUUAGAGAGCUCAAGUCUACUCACAACACUGUUCCAGAGCGUUUCCCUCCACGCGUCAGCAGUGUUACCAGCCACACUUCGGACGAGCACGUUAGCCACACUCACCAUGGAAAACUCGAUUCUACUCAGCACUUCGCUGCUAAGCACGUGCGUACCCACAAGAGAAGCGGCAGCAGGAGCAACAGCGGCAUCGGCAGUAGUAGAAGCAGCAUCAGUAGAAGCAGCAGCGAUAGCGGCAUCAGCAGGAACAACAGCGGCAUCAGCAGCAGCAGCAGCAGCGGCGGCGGCGGCGGCAUCAGCCACAUCAGCAAUAGCGAGGGCGAGGGUACUGACUAUCUUAGCGACCUAUCCGGGCCUGUCACGGCUUCCGAGCCUUGCGUCUGCUCCAAGAAAAACGAGCAGCAAAGAGAAAAGUUCAACGACGCAGUACUCCAGAUUCGUGCUUUCUACAAGUCGCUUUAUCAAAGUAAAGACUUUUCUAAAGUGACGAAAGGGAUCGUCGACGAGUACUUUUAUCAAUGGGAGUUACUUGGAGAAUCGAUCCGUGAUGCGUCGUCGGAACUUCGCAAAAAAAUGAACAGGCUGGCGAGGGACGAGGAAGAGUGGGAACAGUGGAAGAGUGGGGAGCCAUUUGAGAACGAAGAAAACGAAGACCGAAUGUUCGUCACAAGAGUCUCACGAGACAUCUUCGAAGACAUCUUCGACUCCCAUGACCGGCCUCCGCCACCGAAAAUCUCGCCUCGCAACUAUCUCGAGAGCCUCUGGAGGAGAUGUGCAGAUCUCAUCAAGACAGAAAUCCGAGAGGAGGUGAAGGACGUGGCGCGAAAGAAAGGAAAAGAGGGAUGUGACUUCUGA